This is a messenger RNA of Miscanthus lutarioriparius, 456 nucleotides long. NCBI's taxonomy places the organism in Eukaryota, Viridiplantae, Streptophyta, Magnoliopsida, Poales, Poaceae. The record is from the annotation of a GenBank genome assembly.
AUGGCGCUUCUCUUGCUCCUCGCCUUCCUUCUGGCAACGGCUGCAACCCCGGCCGCAGUCGUCGCCAUGGACAACGGAACAAACGACGGCAGCAAAACCGCCACGUCGUCCCCGGUCCUGCUGUGCAACGGCGAGGGGUGCGAGCCACCGGCGCAGGCGCUGCCAAUCAACGGGUACCCGCCGCCGGCACCGUCGCUCCCAUCCGCACCGCCGGCGCCACCGUCGGCCCCGGGCUCACAGACGCCGUGCCCGCCCGUGACCGUCGUCUGCUGCGGCGGCGGCGGUGCCGGGGGGCAGUUCCCACAGCAGCCGAACAACUACGGGCCUCCUGCCGGUGGUUACGUGCCCUAUUACAGCAACGCCUCUGCCUCGCCUCCUGUGCUGCUUGUUCCUGUUACUGCUGGUUACUACGUCAUGGUUAUAGCUUGCAUCUUUUUACUGUGGACUCUGGUGUAG